AUGCAGCUUGCGCCGGCGGCAUUGGACGAUACGCCUCCUAAAGUCAGAGACCCUACCGAGAAAGUCAAUCUGGGAACAGCAGAUGAGCCUAUGAAAGUGAUUAUCAGUGCCUACCUAGAGCCUAGCGAGAAACAGAGGCUCACUGAUUUGUUACUAGAGUUCAAAGAUUGCUUCACGGAGAAGUACGAAGACAUGCCCGGAGAUUUUCUGGGAUUCAUCGUCCAUCAGCGAGGAAUUGAGGUCCCUGAAGACAAGGCGAGCGCAGUCAUCAACGCGUCUCCCCCGCGAACGAAGAAGGAAUUACAGCGUUUGUUGGGUAAGAUCAAUUUCCUGAGACGCUUCAUCUCUAACUCUGUAGGUAAAAUCCAGCCCUUCUCGCCAUUGCUGAAGUUACAAGGGCAGAACGAGUUCGUAUGGGAGCCUAAACAUCAAGAGGCUUUCGACAGAAUUAAGACCUACCCGGCGAGCCCGCCAGUGUUGGUUCCUCCAAGGGCCGGAUUCCCAUUGAAGUUAUAUAUCUCGGCAGCUGAGGCUUCCAUCGGCAGUCUACUUGCCCAGGAUGAUGAGGGAGGUGUCGAGCACGCCAUUUUCUACCUCAGCCGGACACUGACGGAUUGCGAGACAAGGUACUCUCCUAUGGAAAAGCUGUGUCUUACCUUGUAUUUCUCAGCGUGCAAGUUGCGGCACUACAUGUUAUCCUUUACUACCUGCAUCAUCGCUCAAACCGACCUGGUCAAAUACAUGUUGUCGCGGCCUAUUUUGAGAGGCCGCAUUGGCAAAUGGGUACUAGCCCUUUCUGAAUUUUCCCUACAGUAUGUACCUCAAAAGGCUAUCAAGGGUCAGGCCAUUGCGGACUUUCUGGCGCAUCAUCCUACAUUGGAUAUACCCGUAAUGAAGGAGUUAGAGAUAGCAACCGCAACUACGACUCGGCCAGAUUUGGCGCGCAUCCCAGAGUACGCAGUAUGGUAUCAAGCCACAGUCUCCUUGCAACCAUGGGUGUUGUUUUUUUAUGGCUCAAGAACUGAAACAUUAGUAGGGGCAGGGAUUGUCCUGGAGAAUCCAGCAGGCGAUCUUUUCUCUUAUUCUUUCCAACUGGAGUUUAAAUGUACGAACAACCAGACAGAGUAUGAGGCCCUUAUUAUCGGGCUAGAAGUCUUACUAGAAUUGGGAGUGCGAGAUGUUCAGAUCCGCGGCGACUCUCAGCUCGUGAUAAAUCAACUUCAAGAGAAAUACAGAUGCGCAAGCUGCUUACUCGUACCAUAUUUGACUCGCGCCAUUGAGCUUCUAGAUCAAUUUGAUGACGUGGAUUUGGAGUACAUUCCUCGCGAGCGCAAUUUCGCAGCCAAUGAGCUCGCUCAACUGGCCACAUGGAUUACAUUGAAAUAUGGGGUUCGAGAACGUAUUCUGAAAGUCGAGCGUCGCACACUACCUUCAUGGCUCGCGCGACCCGAUCCGCCUGAUGAUCCAGUUGUCGCGGUACUAGAACCUAUUGAUGUUGAUUGGCGCAUCCCAUUGAUCGAUUACCUCAAGCGACCAACCCCCACAGCCGACAGGAAGAUUCAUUUUCUCGCCUUAAACUACUUCCUCAGGGGUGAUGAGCUGCGACGACGUGGGGAAGAUGGCAUAGACUUCCGGUUUGGUAUCCCUGAGGUGCUUGUGUCCGACAGGGGGGCAGCAUUCAUGGGAGUUUUACCCUUGGAAAUCAACGUUCAUUCCUUACGCGUGCAAGAUCAACAUCACUCGAUAGGUGAAGAUUAUGUCCAGGCGAUGUGGCAAGAACACGAAGACUUGAGCGAGUAG
Molecule: messenger RNA, 1800 nt
Organism: Rosa chinensis
Lineage: Eukaryota; Viridiplantae; Streptophyta; Magnoliopsida; Rosales; Rosaceae
Exons: 4
Coding region: 1-1800 (599 amino acids)
Molecular function (GO): RNA-DNA hybrid ribonuclease activity; nucleic acid binding
Source: RefSeq, a predicted model, not a curated record